Indicator indicator is the source of this 3154-nucleotide messenger RNA. It is a transcript of the gene EXOC1, whose product is annotated as exocyst complex component 1. The transcript is spliced from 18 exons. Gene Ontology annotation, cellular component: plasma membrane; exocyst. Gene Ontology annotation, biological process: Golgi to plasma membrane transport; exocytosis. Gene Ontology annotation, molecular function: phosphatidylinositol-4,5-bisphosphate binding. The record is from RefSeq and is a predicted model, not a curated record. Bases 1 to 2688 code for a protein of 895 amino acids. NCBI's taxonomy places the organism in Eukaryota, Metazoa, Chordata, Aves, Piciformes, Indicatoridae.
AUGACUGCAAUCAAGCAUGCUUUACAGAGGGAUAUUUUCACUCCCAACGAUGAACGCCUGCUGAGCAUCGUGAACGUCUGCAAAGCAGGCAAAAAGAAGAGAAACUGUUUUUUGUGUGCCACAGUGACAACAGAAAGACCAGUGCAAGUGAAUGUGGUGAAAGUGAAGAAGUCUGACAAGGGAGAUUUCUACAAAAGGCAGACUGCGUGGGCACUGCGAGACUUGGCUGUUGUGGAUGCCAAAGAUGCUGUUAAAGAGAGUCCUGACUUUGACCUGCACUUUGACAAAGUGUACAAAUGGGUUGCAAGCAGCACAGUGGAGAAGAACACCUUCAUUUCAUGUAUCUGGAAACUCAACCAGAGGUAUCUUAGGAAGAAAAUUGACUUUAUCAAUGUCAGUUCACAGCUUUUGGAAGAAUCUGUUCCAAGUGGAGAGAAUCAAAGUGUGGCAGGAGGUGAUGAAGAAGCUGUGGAUGAAUACCAGGAGUUAAAUGCAAGAGAGGAACAGGAUAUUGAAAUAAUGAUGGAAGGGUGUGAAUAUGCCAUUUCUAAUGCUGAAGCCUUUGCAGAGAAGUUGUCAAGAGAGCUCCAAGUGCUGGAUGGGGCAAAUAUCCAGUCCAUUAUGGCCUCAGAGAAGCAGGUGAAUAUCUUGAUGAAGUUGCUGGAUGAAGCUCUAAAGGAGGUUGACCAAAUUGAGCUGAAGCUGAGCAGUUAUGAAGAAAUGCUUCAGAGUGUGAAAGAGCAAAUGGACCAAAUUUCAGAAAGCAACCACCUAAUCCAUCUCAGCAACACAAACAAUGUGAAGCUGCUGUCAGAGAUAGAGUUCUUGGUGAAUCACAUGGAUUUGGCUAAGGGUCAUAUAAAGGCCCUCCAGGAGGGAGAUCUGACAUCUUCUCGAGGCAUUGAGGCCUGCACUAAUGCAGCAGAUGCCCUUCUGCAGUGCAUGAAUGUAGCUCUUCGACCAGGCCACGAGAUGCUGCAUGCAGUGAAGCAGCAGCAGCAGCGCUUCAGUGACCUGCGGGAGCAGUUUGCCCGGAGACUCGCCAGUCACCUCAACAGCGUCUUUGUGCAGCAGGGUCACGACCAGAGCUCAACCCUUGUCCAGCACUCAGUUGAACUGACACUACCCAACCACCACCCAUUUCACAGAGAUUUGCUUCGCUAUGCUAAGCUGAUGGAGUGGCUCAAGAACACAGACUAUGCCAAAUAUGAAGGGCUAACCAAGAACUACAUGGAUUAUUUGUCAAGACUCUAUGAAAGGGAAAUAAAAGAUUUCUUUGAAGUUGCCAAGAUCAAGAUGACAGGCACAACCAGAGAAGGAAAAAAGUUUGCUACACUGCCUCGAAAAGAAAGUGCUGUCAAACAGGAGACUGAGAGUCUUCAUGGCAGCUCUGGCAAGCUGACUGGGUCCACUUCUAGCCUAAACAAACUCUCAGUGCAGAGCUCAGGAAACCGCAGGUCUCAGUCAUCCUCCCUGCUGGAUAUGGGAAACAUGUCUGCCUCUGACCUUGACGUGGCUGACAGGACAAAAUUUGAUAAGAUUUUUGAGCAAGUACUGAGUGAGCUGGAGCCUCUGUGUCUGGCAGAACAGGACUUCAUUAGCAAAUUCUUCAAACUCCAGCAACAUCAGAGCAUCUCAGGAACAGCCACGAGUGAAGCAGAGGAUACAGAUGGAGGAACUUCAUCUCGUUUACACACCCCUGGUGUUCCACAGCCCCUAUCAUCGGAGAAGGACAUGAUCCGACAAAUGAUGACCAAAAUCUUCCGCUGCAUCGAGCCCGAGCUGAACAACCUAAUAGCCCUGGGGGACAAGAUUGACAGCUUCAACUCCCUCUACAUGCUGGUCAAGAUGAGCCACCACGUGUGGACAGCACAGAAUGUGGACCCAGCUUCCUUCCUCAGCACCACUCUUGGGAAUGUUUUGGUGACUGUCAAGAGGAACUUUGAUAAAUGCAUUAGCAAUCAGAUGAAGCAGAUGGAUGAAGUGAAGAUCUCCAAGAAGAGUAAAGUUGGGAUCCUUCCAUUUGUUGCUGAAUUUGAGGAGUUUGCAGCCCUUGCUGAAUCCAUUUUCAAGAACGCAGAGCGCCGAGGAGACCUGGACAAAGCCUACAUAAAACUGAUCCGAGCUGUGUUUGUCAGUGUUGAGAAAGUAGCAAAUGAAAGCCAGAAGACCCCCAGGGAUGUGGUGAUGAUGGAGAACUUUCAUCAUAUUUUUGCAACUCUUUCUCGCUUGAAAAUCUCUUGUCUGGAGGCUGAGAAAAAGGAAGCCAAGCAGAAGUACACAGAUCACCUGCAGUCUUAUGUCAUCUAUUCACUUGGGCAGCCUCUUGAGAAACUAAAUCACUUUUUUGAAGGUGUUGAAGCUCGUGUGGCACAAGGGGUAAGAGAGGAGGAAGUGAGCUACCAGCUGGCCUUCAACAAACAGGAGCUUCGCAAGGUUAUCAAGGAGUAUCCUGGGAAGGAGGUGAAGAAGGGACUGGAUAACCUCUACAAGAAGGUGGAUAAACAUCUCUGUGAGGAGGAAAACCUCCUGCAGGUGGUGUGGCACUCGAUGCAGGACGAGUUCAUCCGGCAGUACAAGCACUUCGAGGGGCUGAUCGCUCGCUGCUACCCCGGCUCAGGCAUCACCAUGGAGUUCACCAUACAGGACAUCCUGGACUACUGCUCCAGCAUUGCACAGUCUCAUUAAGCUGUAGCAAGGGAAGCUGUGGCUGUGUGUGAGGCAGUCAGACACUAGGACUGCUCUUUGCUGGUGACAGGUGGGUGUCCCUGUGUGUGUUAGCUGCCACUCCUGCUUCCAGUGGCUUUCUGGGCAGAACAAAGCUGGGGGGGGGGGCUGUUGCUCUUGCACUGGGUUGAAGGACUGUUUGCAAGCAUUAAUGAUGUGACUUUGGAGAUGUUUCUUCCCUUCCUUUAAUGUUCAGUUCCUUUUAUUUAUAACCCUUCUCUUGCCCAAAGCAGUAAGCACUACCCCAGAGGCUGAAGAAAGGCUUCCACUGUCUUCACUGAGAUAGAUUUGGCCUCUUGGACAUUCCAUAAGCAUUUAACACUCAAGUCUGCUCCUUGCUCUAGGAAGUAUGGAUGUGGAACUUCCUGCAGUGGGAACACUGAACUCAUGUUCUCAGACAUAAUGUAGCUCUGGCUGUGAUUGUUAA